This is a messenger RNA of Striga hermonthica, 1391 nucleotides long. NCBI's taxonomy places the organism in Eukaryota, Viridiplantae, Streptophyta, Magnoliopsida, Lamiales, Orobanchaceae. The record is from the annotation of a GenBank genome assembly.
GACGUGUGUUACCAUCAAAUCAUGAAUCAAGAAAGCGGAUCGAUGUCCAGGCCCCCGCAAUUGGACAGUUCGAACUACUCAUAUUGGAAGUCUAUGAUGACAAUAUUUCUUAGAUCGAUUGGAAAAGGCGUGUGGGGAAGUGUUGAAAAUGGCUGGGAGCAUCCAGUCAUGCAACAAGCACCCGAUCAAGGUAAAGAAACAACGAAAGUCACGGUUUCUAAACCUAAGGACAACUGGACUGAUGCUGAGAAACUUCAAGAGGAAGCCAACUAUCGUGCCUUGUAUGCGAUUAUGAUGGCAGCUGAUCAGACAAGACACAAGAUGAUAGUUCAUUGCAAAACUGCAAAAGAUGCUUGGAGGGUCUUACAGCGUCAAUUUGAAGGUUCAACGGCUGUCAAAGCGUCCAGACUUCAACGGGUAACUCUUGAGUUUGAUGAGAUCAAAAUGAGGGAUGAAGAGAAAAUUGACGUAUACUAUACCAGAUUCUGUGAUCUGGUAAAUCAAAGCAUGAUGCUUGGAGAAGAAAUCUCUGAAAAACGUCAAAUACAAAAGAUUAUGAGAACCGUCGUUCCCAGGUUUAGAGAGAAAAUCACAGCUUUUGAAAGUUUCCAAAGAGUGGCGUUGUUGGAUAUUGAUGAACUUCUUGGAGAGCUCAGAACUUUUGAAAUCAACAACAAUUAUGACAAAGUCAAAAGUAAGGGCUUAGCUCUCAAAGCUGCUGUAGUUGAGGAAAGAGAAGAAAGCGAUGACGAUGAAGGUCCGUUGGCAGAUGAUAGUGAGCUGAAAGAAGCACUAGCUUUAAUCGUGCGAAACUAUAGGAAGAUGAGUCAAAGGUUGUACAAGAACAAAUUUGCUGGAAAAAAGGGGAACAGUUUCAGCAAGAAUGUGGUGCAGGACAAGAAAAGUAGUAUGCCACUCUCAAAAUCCGAUUCACAACGCGUCGAGAAGGAUCAGUGCAGGGAAUGUCGAGGCUUUGGACACUUCCAGUACGAGUGUGCUAAUCUUAAGAAGAAGAAUAAGUCACUUAAGGCAACUUGGGAAGAUUCAGAUGAAGAAGGCACAAACGAACCUUCAUUACACACAAGCAACCUGGCAGUUCAUACAUCAGUCAAGAAGUUCAUGUGUCUCACCACUUCUCAUGCUCCGACCAAGUUUGAAGAAAGUUUGAAAGAAACUGAAGCAUCUGAGGAUGAAGCAGAUCAAAAUGAUUCUCUGAAAUGUAAAUGGUAUCUGGACAGCGGCUGCUCUAGGCACAUGACUGGUGAACCUUCUUACUUGAUGAACAUUCAACCCAGUUUAAAUGGGGAAGUCAUAUUUGGUGAUGGAGUGAGCAAUAAGGUUAUUGGAACUGGCCGUUUAAAUUUGGGUGGAAUACCUAAACUAACUGAUGU